Mollisia scopiformis is the source of this 288-nucleotide messenger RNA. RefSeq names its product RING/U-box. The coding region runs from base 1 to 288 and encodes 95 amino acids. The transcript is spliced from 4 exons. The record is from RefSeq and is a predicted model, not a curated record. Lineage: Eukaryota; Fungi; Ascomycota; Leotiomycetes; Helotiales; Mollisiaceae. Gene Ontology annotation, cellular component: anaphase-promoting complex; nucleus. Gene Ontology annotation, biological process: protein ubiquitination; anaphase-promoting complex-dependent catabolic process; positive regulation of mitotic metaphase/anaphase transition. Gene Ontology annotation, molecular function: zinc ion binding; cullin family protein binding; ubiquitin protein ligase activity.
AUGAAGGUCAAGAUUAUCAAAUGGAACUCGGUAGCUACGUGGCGAUGGAAAAUUGCAUACGACGAUGUUUGCGGAAUCUGUCAAGUGCAUUUUGAUGGCACAUGUCCAACAUGCAAAUACCCAGGAGAUGACUGCAGUCUGCUCUCUGGCAAAUGCGGGCAUAACUUCCAUAUGCAUUGCAUUGUGGAGUGGAUUAAGCAAGAGUCUUCGAAGGGGCAAUGUCCAAUGUGCAGGCAGAAAUUCGAGUGGAAGGACAACCCCGCUUUAGCAGCUCCAACUCCGGCAUAA